AUGGAUCGUUUAAAAACGAAAAGAACACCAUUGCGAUCAGCUUUCACAAAGACAUUUAACAGCCUGACUGAGGAAGUAGAAAAAGAAACCGUUGACCUUCAAAGUAUUCUUAUUUUAUCGGAACAACUAGAAGAAAAAUUUAACAGAUUGAAAGCUGACGAUAUGGAAAUUUUAGAGUUUCUACUGGAAAAUAAAGCAUCAGAAGAGGAAUAUACAAAAGAAUUUGACAGUUGUGAAGCCCAUACGGAUAAAUUCGUAGCAUUGAAAACGAAAGUAAACAACAUAACGGCCAGUAUAAAUGUCAGCAUUUCACCAACUUCUAAUGAAAGAAAUAUGGAAUUACAACAACCAUCGAUGGCGGCAACUACCUUUAAACUGCCGAAAUUAAAUUUAAUAGAAUUCGACGGAGAUCCCCGGAAUUGGCUUAACUUCUGGAAUACUUUUAAGAAAAUUCAUAAAGAUACUAAUAUAGAUAAACACUCGAAGUUUGUUUACUUGAUCCAAGCUACAACUCCAAAAUUGAAAGCUCGAGAAAUAGUUCAAAGUUUCCCCACAACUGAAGAGAAUUAUCCCAAAGUUAUUCAGCAUUUAAAAAACCGUUUUGGAAGAGAAGACAUUUUGAUACAGCUGUAUGUGCGCGAUCUAUUAAAUAUUGUGUUGUCGAAUGCUAGUGGAAAUAAGAAUUUUAAGUUAUCAUUUUUAUAUGAUAACCCUGAAUCGAAACUAUGA
Molecule: messenger RNA, 729 nt
Organism: Parasteatoda tepidariorum (common house spider)
Lineage: Eukaryota; Metazoa; Arthropoda; Arachnida; Araneae; Theridiidae
Source: RefSeq, a predicted model, not a curated record